AUGGCGGACGAAGAAAUUGUAGGCGAAGAAAUUGACGAGGAGGAACAAAUUGCUGAAGAAGAGGCCGCGGAUGUCGAAGAAGAAUCCGUCGAGGAUGAAUCUCAACUUACAGAAUACGACCCGGACGAUUUUGUGUCUGGUGCUGUGAAUAGCUUGGAUUCAACUAUACCACUUGAUCUAUUCGAGUUUGAAUAUUCGUAUGGAUACAAUUGCAAAAAAUACUUUAAUCUUUGUGCUUGUGAUGAUGCUGUUGUAUGCUGGGCCGCUGGAAGUAUCAUCACGUUCAUGGAUGUCAACACAAAACAGCUAUGGUUUCGUCGGAGUACCACAGGGGGGUCUGUUGGAGCCGUUACGUCUUACAGAAAAGAUCCAAAUUAUCGUAUAGUUAUUGCUGAAGGAAGAGAAGGGGAACGUGAUCCUAUAAUACUGCUUUACACUUGGCCCCAAAUGGAUAUAGAUGCUGUUCUUAGAGAUGGCACCACUAACGCUUACUCUGUUCUUGACUUUAGUCCAGAUGGCGAAAUGUUAGCUUCUGUAGGAAAGGAGCCUGACUACAAUUUGACUAUUUGGAAUUGGAAACGCCACACAAUACUCUUACGUACAAGUGCGUUUACAUUUGAUGUCAAUACAGUAAUGUUCUCGCCGUACUGUCCUGGUCAACUUACUACAGCAGGAGCUGCUCAUAUAAAAAUGUGGAAAAUGGCACAAACAUUUACAGGUCUUAAGCUAAAAGGAGAACUUGGAAGGUUUGGUAAAACAGAGAUAUGUGAUGUCUUAGGUGUAUACCCAAUGCCAGAUGAAAAAGUCCUAUCCGGUUGUGAAUGGGGAAAUGUUCUAGUGUGGGAAGCUGGUCUUGUUAAAUUAGAAGUAACUCAACGUGGAAGGAAGACUUGUCAUAAUGCUCCAAUUAUUCAAUUCAUGCUAAGUCCAGCUGGCGAUGAAGUUACCACGAUUGGUCGCGAUGGUUACAUACGUGCUUGGUAUUGGGAUACAGUAGAACAAGCAGAUCCUCCAGAGGAAGAUCCCUACGUGGAACUUAACCCCGUUGCUGAAACUUUCGUACCCGGCUGUCAAAUUAUGAGUUUAAAACAUCAGAAGGAUAUGCAUUGGUAUGCUCAGGAUGGAAAUGGUGGAAUUUGGACUGUCGAACUAGACAUAGAUAAAUUAGAAUGCGAUCAUCGUAAAACUAUGACAUUUCACGCGGGGAGCGUGGUAGCAAUGGCAGCACUACGCACACAUCCUAUUUUAAUCACAGCAGGAGAAGACGGAGCCUUACAUGCUUAUAAUUCUGAAACACAUAUACUAUUGGCAAGAUACCAAUUCCAAGCUGCUGUUACAUGCAUGAUGUAUCCUCCAGUUGAUGUUGACACUACGUCUCGUGUAAUAUUAGUAGGCUUUGCAGAUGGUAUCAUGAGAACGCUACUAGUACACCCAGAAAGAUUGCAUGGUAAAACAUCAUUAAUAGAAGUUCGUGUACAUUCUGCACUUACUGUUCACAGCGAUGAUUCCAUAAACGCAGAUGUCAUGGAUUUGAUAUCGUUACUGAAACCACAUUCGAAAGCGAUUACUCAGAUAACAAUAAAUGAGCAUCGUACACUAUUAGUUACUUGCGGAGAAGACAGUACGAUAUUUAUGUAUCACUUACAAUUGGGAACACCGUUUAGUUUAGAAAGAUUGGGCUUUAUACCGACACAAAACAAUGUAGCUUAUAUGACUUGGAAACCAAAUGAAGAGCGAGUACUACUUUUGUGUGGGCAAAUGGGCGUAAUUUGGGAAGCAGUGUUACCUAAUAUUCCCGUCCGAAAAUAUUCUGAAAUCACCUCUUUCAAACAACAAUUCGAUUCUUUCGAAGAAAUUAUCGUCAAAAAAUACUAUAUGCGCAACAGACCAUUUCCGACUGAAGAAGAUCUUGCAAGUAUUGAUGAAGAAGCUUUAAAAGCUCAAGGAGAAGCCGAGAAAGAAAAAGAUGACGAAGAAGAUGUGUGGGUUGGAGAAAUACAGCUAGAGGAAGCUGAAAAUACCCCUGGAACUACUAUAACAUGGGCAGAAUACUGUGAAGAAGGCAUUUGGGUAAUUCAGCAGGGUACAGGAGCAUUGCUUUUAGUUAAACCAAAGCAUACUAAGAUUCUCAAAUACGGACCUUUUCCUGGAGCAUGGCAGGAAGAUAUUACGACCAUGAAAUUUGUAAAUGAAGGGCGCUAUAUAGUUGCGGGAACAAACACUGGUUAUAUCCGAGUACUCCGAAUGCCAACUGAAGACGAAGAUUCUCCUGAACACCAUUAUAUGACGUGGAUGAUGGCCCAACAAAAACUGCUCAAAAAACUCAAAGGAAGGCGCCUAGCCAAAGAAGAGAAACAACCGAUUCCUCGUAUAGAUUUUAUUGACAAUUAUUAUCUUCCAAUGCACGACCGCUAUACAGGUGCUAUAACAUGUAUAGAAUUUAGUUCUGAUGGCACGCAUCUAUAUACAAGUGGAUCUGAUGGUAAUAUAUUUUCGUAUGUUAUAAAUUUCACGGAACCGUUGCUACCAAAAUUGCCUUUACCUACUCUGGAAGAGCUGCCAAAAUUAGACAAAGUCAAAGAACCGAGUACUGUUGAUGGAGAACUAAUGUCUCACGAGCAACUUAAGCAAAAAGAAGAAUAUGAUAAAAUGAUAUCAAUAGCAAAUGCACAUAAAAAACGUGUCCGCGAUCAACUGGCAGAAUUAACUAUUGAAUAUACCAAAUUAAUCAAAGCAAACCGAACGUUACCAUACUCACAACAAAUUGACGUAACGCUUGAUCCAAGGCCACUUGUCGUGCAAGAGAAGGAGUUGGAUGACAUGAAGGCACUCACUCGUCGCAAGUUAGCUCAUCAACUAGAAGCGUCUGAUCUUGCUCUCCAUAAGAUGCAUUCGAGGAAUAUUAUUCAGCUUGAUGUAUUUCCAUUUACUUUGAAAGCAAUACGGGAUCCCGAAGUUAUGAUUAGACCUUUGCGUCAGAAGAAUCUUUCACAAGCCUUUUAUGAUCAGCUUGCAGAAGUUUAUCAAAAAAUGGCUGAAGCAUCUUUACGAGGAAGGCGAGCCGAAUCAACGACAUUAAAAGCAACUGCUAAAAGGAUGUCCUGGGGUCCACCUCGCGUUGCAUCCUUCUUACUAGGCUUGCCGCCAAAUCCACCUCAUCCUUUAAAAAAGGCUUUGCGAAACUAUUAUCAAAGGAUAAAUCGACACCACAUACAAUUUAUUGAGUGGCAAGAACAUUUAUCUCGUAAACCAGACCCAAACGCAAUGCCACCAGGCGCCGCAGAAGCACUCAAAGAAGCUGAAGAAACUAUAGGUAAUCGAGUUCUUAAAACAGAACCGGAUUACGUUGCAUCACAAGGACAUAAUACACAACUUCGCAUUUGUAUGGCCCGAAAAGAGAUCUACGAUAACAAGCGUGCUUUUAACGAGAUGGUACUGAAACUCCGAGAACGGAAAGUUUGGCUUGUAUCAAAAAUGCAAGACAUCGGAAGGCGAUUAGGAGAAAUACGUGUUGAGAUUCCACAUAAGCUAGCUAAGCCACCACCAGUUGUACCACACAUUGACGACAAUUUAGAAUUUCCCGAAAACAACCUAGAGAUAAAACCUGAAGUAAUAGUUACGCUGGGACAAAGACGGCAAACGAUGAGAAAACCUGAGGAACGUAGAAAGUCUACGUUGUAUCCACAACCGCGGGUUCGACAGUCAAGAGUUCCAUUAUUUGUCCCAAUUACUGAAUCUCGACCGUUAAUUGCUUCAUGGGAUGUGUUGAAAAUGAAGCAAGAUCAAGAAUCAUCAGCUAUCGAAGUAGAAAUACGUGAACGACGUAUUGAAAGGCACCUUUAUGAGCAAGAUAUGCUGCUAGUAGAUGCUGCAGUAUUGGUUCAAAAAUUUGACUCUCAACUUGAACAUCUUCAAAGGGAACGUAUUCGAGUACAAGAAAACAAUCAAUUGCUGGAACUACAUUUGUAUCAACUACAUCGAGAGAUGAGUGUACUAAAUCGCUUUGAAGCACACGAAGAUCGCCUGGCAGAAAGAGUUUACGCAAAACUAAUGCAGGUCCGUGGUGUUAAUGAUCAGAUCAUGGAUUGCCAACAUCGCAUAGAAGAACAUAAAGCUGAGAAGGAAAGUCUAGAUUCGGCAUGUCAAGAUUUACAAAGGCAAUUUAAAAAACUAGUGCAAGAUAAUAAGUUUGCAGAUUUCCUUCGUAGAAUAUUUAAAAAGAAGUAUCGUCCACCGCGUGACCAUGAUGAUGACGAAUCGUCUGAAUCUGAGUCAAGCUCGUCCUCCAGUGAGGAGGAUGAGGCCAGCUUGGACAGUCGGGACAUUGGACCUAUACGUCUGGACCCCAACAUUUGUCCAGAAGGCUGUGAUGUUGAUAUCUAUAAUAAGACUUACGAUCUUCGAAAUACCCGACACAAACACGAGCAAGAUAUGAUAGAACAAGAUCGACUUGUUGAGCUUUUAAAACGAGACAUCGAAGCACAUAACAAAGUUAAAAGAAAGUUCUCUGUACAACUAGAAAAACGCAAGCAAGAGUUGAGAGAAUUUAUGAUGGAGAAACAAAGCUGUAUGAAUGACGUAGAUCAGGUUGUAAUACUGCGUUACGAGCAAAUACGAGCAGCUGCAUUGCGAGGUUGUACCGGGCCUGGUGGACUCUCCAAAACCGUAGUUUUUCCGGAAAAGAUGCUUAGUAAACUACGCAACAGAGUAUUAGAGUUGCAGGAUGAAAUCAAACAACAAAAGCAACGACAGAAAACAAAUCGCACACAUCUAUUUCGGAUGAACGUAGACAUCCGUGCAAUGGAGGACCGCGCUGCGGAGCUCAGUGCACAGAUGCGUGACGUUUUAACCCGUAAGCUGGGCAAGCCGCGGCGUGUCGACCGCACUCUUGAUGAAUUGUUACGGCAACUCGCCAAACGGCACAAGUUCAAGGCCACUUUUGCGUCUGUGCCGCAACUUCUGUCACAAGUUACUACGUGGAGGGAACGUUACAGUAAGCUGGAACAAAAGUAUCUCACAGUUAUAAACCGUUACUCUGAUCGUCUUCGAUUGGCGGCCGCUCUGCAAGCCGAUAUAUAUCCACAAAAGUCACCAAAAGAUCCAUCUAUAAUGGCGGGAGGCUACGAGCCGAAGCAAUACCAACGUGACGUGGUGAGACUACGUAUCAUACGUUCCCAACAACAACAACAAAUUAAGGCACUUGAAGAAGAAAUCCAAAGUUUGCGUCACAAACCGUUCGCACACAUUGCUUCUCCGCCGGCGUGGUCUCCGCCAGAGUCCGACCGCUCGCAAAUAUACCUCCACAUGGUUCGAACGUCGCCGAGAGCGCGCCGACACAAGUACUUUCCUAUAACACCUCUGGGAUCACACGUGAAGUUAGUGUACGAAGUGAAUUUAAUGAAGCUUCUUUACGAUUGUUUGGACAUGAUGAGAGUGUCGAGGGACGAAGCCGAUGUACUUUUGCAGGAUCUCACCAACGAGUUACCAAAAAUUUUAUCUGGUGAAAAAACCCGCUUCGAAGUCAUAGAUGAGUUGGUCCGAAAAUGGUUGCUCAAAUACGGUGGUGAUCCUCGCCUUUACAAGAAACAAACGCGUGCAUUCGAUGCUCUUGCAACUUUAGCCGAUCGGCUCAUUCAGCAACACGUUCAAGAAAUGGAAGGACUGGAUGCAAAAGAACAUGAAGUAAUGCAAUCGAUCGAGACAGCUUUGAAGGAUGUAGCUGGUAUGCAGUCUUUACGAGAACGACUCGGUCCAGCCCUCGCCACUUUAUUGCAUACUACGCAAUCCGCUGAAUUGGAAGGCGAAGAAACUAUAACAAUGGCGAUGACUUCCUUAGUGCAGUCCCUUAUCAAUGAAGAACAUCCUCUUACAGCACAUUCUAUUGAUGCAAUUGAAGUUUUUGAUGUUGUUGAGGAUCUUAAAGAUUGUGGAAUAAAUGCGCCAGUUGACGAGUUGGAGAACGUAGUGAAGCUAGCAAUAGACUGCCUUCGAGCGCAGAUAGUUAGCCCUGAAGAGGAACGGCGUCUUGAAAAGGACGUGCAAGAAGCUCUGCAAGUGACUUCGCUAGCUUCAAAGAUGUCAUCGAAAUCGGAUUUAAGAGACAAGACUAGUAAAGGACAAGAAAAAAAAUAGUACAUUAAUUUAAAUUCAAUGUUUCAAAUUCAAAACCUAUUUAAAUAAUAUAGGUACCGAGUACAUGCUAAAGAAGAAUGUCCAAGUGACUAAGGAGAUAUGUGACAGAAUGAAAUAAAACUUAAUUUCAACAAAGCAGAACUAGUAGGCUCCUACCUUUGAUUGGGCAGAGAGAAGAGGGGACUCCCCAUUAAGCCUAAGCCCGUUUUAAGCCUAAGCCAGUUUCAGAAGUCUCGGGAUCUGCUUGAAGUUUUUCCCUCUGCCCAGUACCUACUCGGCAGCCGU
Bicyclus anynana (squinting bush brown) is the source of this 6417-nucleotide messenger RNA. Its product is annotated as cilia- and flagella-associated protein 44. NCBI's taxonomy places the organism in Eukaryota, Metazoa, Arthropoda, Insecta, Lepidoptera, Nymphalidae. Bases 1 to 6132 code for a protein of 2043 amino acids. The transcript has 42 exons. Gene Ontology annotation, molecular function: protein binding. The record is from RefSeq and is a predicted model, not a curated record.